Messenger RNA from Drosophila subobscura, 3619 nucleotides. RefSeq names its product sal-like protein 1. Gene Ontology annotation, molecular function: RNA polymerase II cis-regulatory region sequence-specific DNA binding; DNA-binding transcription factor activity. Bases 268 to 2472 code for a protein of 734 amino acids. The record is from RefSeq and is a predicted model, not a curated record. The transcript has 5 exons. NCBI's taxonomy places the organism in Eukaryota, Metazoa, Arthropoda, Insecta, Diptera, Drosophilidae. Gene Ontology annotation, biological process: regulation of transcription by RNA polymerase II.
CAGCACACAGCUCACUCUGCUGCCGUUGCUCUGUGGUGGUGCCUCGUUGCUUUGCCGACGCCGCUUCAGUGUAAAUUUUUCUUUUGGCCCAUUCGGAUGUGGCCACGACGCGCGCGGUGUCCGUUAACAUUAUUCUUAUUAUUAUUGUUGUUAUUAUUUAGGCUUUAACUGUGGAUCCGAUCCGCUGCGCUUGCCCUUUCGUUUCUGUCGUGCAUAUAUUUGUGUUCCAGUUGCAGCAGCGUCCCCGCGUCCGGGUUGUGGGAGGAGAUGGCCGAAACGAUCAGCAGUGCAGCCAGCAGCAUGGAGUUGGCCCUCAAGGACUCCAGCCCAUCGGUGGCAGUGGGCGGCGGACUCUUAGUGGACAUGACGCCGACCACGGCAGCUCUGUUGCACCACAAUGCGAUGGCCCUGCGCAGCCUUAAGGAGGCCGUGGCCCAUCGGGAUGCGUCCGUAUCGGGUUCCGGCUCCGCCUCGGAAUCAGAGCUCCCCGAGCCGCGCUCCCCGACGCCGACACCCACGAAUCUCAGUACCGGCGGCCCCCACUCGCCGCCCAUGACAUUCCGCUGCGAGAGAUGUGACAAUUUCGAAACGAGCUCCCGGGCCACCCUGCUCCUUCACGUGGUGCAGUGUCUGGCCGGACAGGCGGCGGCGGCCGCGGCAGCUGCCUCGGUGCGCCUGAAGAGCGAGGACCUGGGGGAGCCGGAGAACAUGAGCCUCAGCCACAUGGACACGGGAAAGCCCUCGUCGGACAAUGUGGGGGGGUCCAGCUCCUCGGCCAGCUCCUCGCCGGCGGGCAACGGCAGUGGCAACAGCAGCAGCUCCAGGAAGGUCUUUGAGUGCGACGUGUGCAACAUGAAGUUCUCCAACGGAGCCAAUAUGCGGCGCCACAAGAUGCGGCAUACGGGCGUGAAGCCGUACGAGUGCCGCGUCUGCCAGAAGCGAUUCUUCCGCAAGGACCACCUGGCCGAGCACUUUACCACCCACACCAAGACGCUGCCCUACCACUGCCCCAUCUGCAACCGCGGCUUCCAGCGGCAGAUCGCGAUGCGCGCCCACUUCCAGAACGAGCACGUGGGGCAGCACGAUCUGGUCAAGACUUGCCCCCUCUGCAGCUACCGGGCUGGCUCCAUGAAGUCGCUGCGCAUCCACUUCUUUAACCGGCAUGGGAUCGACUUGGACAAUCCCGGGCCCGGCGGCACCUCCUCCCUGCUUCUGGCUCUCGAGUCGCAGGCGUCGGCGGCGGCGGCUGCGGCCGCUGCCAGUUAUGUUCCGCCCGGCAUGAGUCCUGUUCCCGUUCCCGUUACAGCCCAGCAGCAGCAGCAGCAGUCGUCCUCGGUGGCGCCUCCUCCUGCCAGUCAUCAGAGCGAUAGCGGGGAGUCGAUGCGCUCUCUGGAGAACGCCACACCGCCCAUGCACUUCCUCACGCCGCACGUGGAGAUCUCCACGCUGAGCGAGAACGGGAACACGGAGCUGUUCAACCUGAUUUGCGUUUGGCGUGAAUCUGCAUUGCAGGGCAACAACAACAACAGCAACAGCAACAACUGCACCAGCAGCAGCAACGCCAACACGAACAUCAUCAACAACAACAACAACAAUUGCAACAGCCACAACAACAACACCAUUAGUGUCAUUAGCAAUGGAAACAGCGAAUCCAAUGUGGAUAAGGUGAAAGAUCGCGCCCUGAUCAUGCAGUCGCCGGUGGAGCUGCAGCUGCCGAUGGACUGCAACACAAAGGCCACACCCAUCACGUCGAGCACAACGACAACGGUGAGCCUCAAGAGCCAUCUCCAGCAGCAGCAGCAGCAGCAUCAUCACCAUCACCACCACGAGAACCACAUAACGCCCUCGAUUAGUUUGAUACCAAUCAAGCAGGAGCCAAUGACAGAGGAUGUGGACAAAAAGUUGCAGAUCAGUGGCAGUGAUCCCAGCAGCGACACAGAACAAUCUUCCAACCACAGCAGCAGCACCAACAACAACAACAACAACAACAGAACCUCACUGAUCAAGGUCUCCCCAUUGAAGUCUCUCCUGCGCGAGGAUCUGAAGCGUCGAAUAUGCGCCAAGGCCAACAACCGGAUCACACGUAAUGCCACACCACUGGAGAGCAACAGCGUGCUGUCAAACAGUCUGAGCAAUGGGUCGGGUCCAGGGUCUGCAUCGGGUGGUGUGAACAGCAGCAGUAACGGCGGUGGCACAGCCGCAUCAGCGGUGCCGAAUCCCAGCAAUGGGUCCGGCUCCACACAGAUAUGCAAUGGAACGAUCACGUCGACGGGACAGGAUGGGGACCUGCUGAAUCGCAAGCUCAUCCUCACCUGCCACUUCUGCGGCAUCGAGUUCCCCGACGAGACGCUCUACUUCCUGCACAAGGGCUGCCACUGCGAGAGCAAUCCGUGGAAGUGCAACAUAUGCGGCGAACAGCUGAACAACGUCUACGACUUCAAUGCUCAUCUACUGAGCAAGAGUCAUCAAUAGCAGCCACAGUUCGCCAGCGGCGGCAUGUAAGCCGGCUGGCACUUGGAUGGGAUGUAGUGGGAUGGGCGCGUCUGGCGAUCCUCCAGUGAUGGACAGACACGGAUGCGGAUUCCGAAUAUUUACUUAGCUCAAUUUUGAGAGAUUUUCCACAACCAGGCACACAGUUACGCUCAGAGCAAAUGAUUAUACACCUACCAUCUAGUUGUACAUCUAGAUCUACGUUUACAUCUACAUUAUAUACAUAGUUAUAUACAUACAUACAUAUAGAGAUAACACUCAUCAUAUUUUUAUGAUCUGCAUGCGGAGCCUCUGCAGGCGAGGCAUGGAAUGAGAGCUACGUAGUUACCUAAUCCCUUAACGAAUCGAAACUUUACAUGAACGUUUAACGUGACAAGGAAAAGAAACAGAAACGGAAACAAAACAAAACAAAAAGGAAUCGGAAUCAGAACCAGAAACCGAUACCGAUACCGAUUAUAAUGUUGAAUACCUUCCCCACAACCGAAUCGAACCGAACCCUGUUAUGUAGUGUUAUUAUGCCUUAGGUUUAGUAGUUUUAGUCUUUAAGUCUUGGCAAUAAUUUUCCAGCCGGUUCAACUGGCAUCAACACUUACGUCACCAUGCGAUCAUGCGAUACGUGAUGAGUACAGUACUUUCACGUGACGUGAGUGCUCUUAGGUCGGUUUAGUGCAUUGUAGUUACGGGACGCGCCUCAAAGGUGGCAAUUUAUGUUUUACCCCUCAUCAUAUACACACAUCGAACAUCGUAUAAAAAUGCCUAAACAGUUUCAUCAAAGGCUUUAAAUUUGUUAUGUUUUCAGAGUUUAAUAGAACAGCAACAAGUUUAAUUAUAACAGAUCUAUAUGAAAUGCAAUAUAAGCAACGUUACAUAAAUAUAUGUAAAACAGGAUAUAUAUAAACACACACACACACACAUAGCCAGGUUAUAUACAAGACCCUCACUCACACUUACACAGGUACAGAUGCAUAGAUACAAAUACACAAAAGUAUACAAAAACAAAAACAGAAACAGAAACAGAUACAGCUGCAGACAUGCAUAUAGACACAGUUUGUUUUAGCUUAGCAAGAGGUUAACGAAUUUUGAAUUCAAUUAUUAUAAUCGUAACUUUUACUUAAAAACAAACCAACAA